AUGUCUACUACAAUCCACCCAUCAAAUACAAAUGGUGUUUCAUCAUCAAUUUCGGAGACAACAAGAGUUACAACUCAAUUUCAAGUAGUUGAGUAUAUACCAAGCACAACAAAUGGUACGAUUGAGAUGGUAUUAGGCUCACAUGCCUGGGUAAUAGAUGUUCCAAAUAAAAAAUCGACUGAUAGUUUGUCAAUUUCAAAAGAUCCUGAAAAUUUAUAUCAAACUCAAAUAUUACCAGUUUAUCUUUAUACCGAUAAUGGAACUGAAACAUUCUCAUUCGGGACUUUAGAAAUCUAUAUAGCCUCUGAAUCAAAAAAUGGUGACAAUUCUGUUAAAAUUUCUUCAAUUUUGGUUUGUUUAAUUUUGGUCUUUAAUACAUUUUUUGGAUGA
Lodderomyces jiufengensis is the source of this 390-nucleotide messenger RNA. RefSeq lists its product as uncharacterized. Bases 1 to 390 code for a protein of 129 amino acids. The transcript has a single exon. The record is from RefSeq and is a predicted model, not a curated record. Lineage: Eukaryota; Fungi; Ascomycota; Pichiomycetes; Serinales; Debaryomycetaceae.